This is a messenger RNA of Tribolium castaneum (red flour beetle), 1429 nucleotides long. RefSeq lists its product as uncharacterized. The transcript is spliced from 3 exons. Gene Ontology annotation, biological process: RNA processing. Bases 128 to 1414 code for a protein of 428 amino acids. The record is from RefSeq and is a predicted model, not a curated record. NCBI's taxonomy places the organism in Eukaryota, Metazoa, Arthropoda, Insecta, Coleoptera, Tenebrionidae. Gene Ontology annotation, molecular function: RNA methyltransferase activity; RNA binding.
UCUGAAAUUUUAAAUCCGCCAAUAGGAUUUCUUUUUCCCGUAAAACACUAAGGCCAUCUAUCCGCAUCAUCAGUAAAACCUAAUUCAGUGAGGGCUCGAUUUGGCUAUAUCAGUUCGGGAUGCCUGGAUGAGACUUAAUUGUGAAUAUUUUUGUCAUUUUGUGACAUACAUAACCCCACUUUUUGCAAUGUUGUGUGUUACAAUGAGUAUUGUAAAAAACGCUCUGAAGAGUCAAAUAGUAGUGUCACAAGUUAAAUUUUACUCCAGAUGGAGUCACCGAAGGCCCUUGAAAGUCUAUUCACCAGAAGAAUACGAGGAAAUGGAAAAAAAAGCUCAAGAUGGAAAUGACGAAUCUUCAAUUUUUGAUAAGUACGGAGGUCUUAAAACCAGUUGGGAGAGGGCAAAGAUUGAAAAAGACACUAAUAAGCCCGUGGAUUAUCAAAUCAAGUCCAAAAAAGACAAAAAACCGCUAGUUGCCACGAAGCAAAAGAGUGAGGUUAAGUCAACUUUUGAUAUGCUUGAGACAGUUAUAGACAAUGAGGGGAAUUUUAUUUACACAAAAAUGAAAGAUAAUGAUAGGCGGAUUAGUUCAAUUUUGGUGGAUGUUAAGUCAAAGAAAGAACAGGAUAAAAAAGAUUUGAUACUUUUGGAGGGCAAGAGGCUUAUAAGAGACGCACUCCAAUCGGGCUGCGCCCUCAAAUACAUUUUAUUCAGCCGUAAAGACGAAAUAGAAUACUUGAAACCGUUUUUACCUAAAGUGGGGGCCCAGUUGUACAAAAUGCCCUACAAAGAGAUGCAAAUGUGGUCGGACCUCACCACCAACCCGGGCAUUAUGGGACUGUUUAAAACACCCCCAGUCGAAGCUUUUGAGCCCGUGAACCCUCUUCCAAUUACCGUAAUCUGCGAUAACAUUCGCGAACCAGGCAAUUUAGGCACAAUUUUGCGAAUUUGUGCGGCUGUGGGCUGUGCUAGGGUUAUUUUGACCAAAGGUUGUGUUAACUUGUGGGACACUAAAGUGUUGAGGGGCGCAGUGGGAGCACAUUUUAAGCUAAAAAUUGAGAAAAAAGAGUGGGAUGAGAUCGGAGAUGAGGUGGAUCCUGAUGCGAAAUUUUUUAUUGCCGAUAAUCGUAUCGUAAGUAGUGAAGACACUGGAGGCGAUUUGGGCGAACUUUUGGGUAAAAUUCCCAUUGUGCCGUAUUUUGGGGUCGAUUUUCGGACGAGCAACCACUUGGUUGUGGUAGUGGGGGGCGAAACGCUCGGUGUUAGUAAAAAUUCCUACGAAUUGGCGCUCAGAAGUAACGGCGCCAGGCUUAAUAUUCCCCUAAGUAAUGAUGUAGAUAGUUUGAACGUGGGUGCGGCUUUGGGGAUUAUCGCCUUCGAAAUAAAGAAACAACUGUUGCAAAUAAAUCAAUAAAUUUAUUUAUAAGCA